GCGAGCUUCAUCCCCGUGACAUCAACUGUCCGCUGUCCACACUGUCCAGGUCCAGGCCCGAAAGCCGCGAACUUGCAAUUUCAGACGCUGCCUGCACGCCGUUUAAGCUGCCCCAAGCAAUUUAUCGUCGUCCCUUUGUCUUUUUGUAUUCUUUUGCCAUCUUCUUCUCACUCUCGCUAUCUAUCACUCUUUCUUUCUCUCUCUGUCGCCGCUCGGCGGCCAAGUACCACGGUUGCAUUUACUGGCAUGAGUUGAUUUAACCAAACCCAGCGCCGCUCCGUCCCCUCCUCUCUUCGCUUGGCUCAGCCCUUUUGACUUUUGGCCGAUUUGCGCCUCACGACCAACUCGUACCAGCACAUUGCCGGCCAUGGCUGCCACCGACGACCUCUCGCGGGCCGAGUACCCAGCUAUGCUGGCCAACCUCCAACCAACUCAAGCCGUGCAAACAUUGUCCGACCGAGUCAAGCGCAUCACGAAAGUCAACAACGAGAUCGCCGACUGGCUCCAGGAACGCAAAAGGGUUGAGGAGCAGUACGUCGCCGGCCUGCGAAAGCUGCUUGUCUUCAAGGUGCCCAACGCGUCAUCCGAGCUUGGCGUCUUCCAAGCACCAUGGGAUAAGAUCCUUCAGUCUACCGACGCCAUUGCUGCUUCCCAUCACUUGCUCGCUCAGCGCAUCGAGAAAGAUGUCGAACACUCCUUACGAACCUUUCAGAACAAGAAGGAGAUGCAGAAUAUCCAGAACAUCGGCGCGAAUCUCCAGACUAUGGCCAGAGAGCUGGACGAUGCCGCCGAAAAGUCGGAGAAGCUGUCCAAGAAGGGCGGCAAGGCUAAUGCCCAAAAGGUGGAUCAAGCGGCAUCAAGGUUGGAAGCUGCCAACCAGCAAUGGGAGUCGCAGGCGCCCUUCAUCUUCGAAACGCUUCAAGCUUUGGACGAGCAGCGCAUCAACCACUUGCGCGACGUGCUGACCCAAUUCGAGACACACGAGGUGGACCAGGCAACGCGAACCCAGGCCGCUGCCGAAGAGGUGCUGAACAUGAUGCUGGAGAUCAACACUGCGAAGGAGAUCGAGAACUUUGCGAGCAAGGUCACGGCUGGGAAGCCAAAGAUUGAAAGGAGGUCGACCAACACGAGGGCCUCCAACGUCACCACGCCAACCGCAGCAGCCCCCCCUAGCGUUCACGGCGGCCACGACGAUGAUGUUACUAGCGAACACUCCUUCCAACACCAGGGACACCCAGAAUCGAAACUCCGGAGUCGGAUCGGCACCAUGUUGGGACGCCGACGACAGAGUGUCCAUGCCGGGUUUGGGCAAAUAUCUCCUCAGAAGGGACUCGGCCCAUUUUCCAGGAACCUCGGAAGCAGCCACGGCCACGCCCUGUCACCGAGAUCUUCGUCUCACAACUUGAACAAUGACUCUCAGAAUAGGUUAUCGUCCGUUGUCGAGACUCCCAAGAGCCCGGGUGCCGCGGAUCAUCGCGACUCGACAGCGGAGAAGGAGAAUGCCAGGGCUUCACAUGAGGGUCCUAACGGCACGAACGGGGUCAUUGGUGGGGAUGGCAACAAGGAUGUGCAGUCAUCCAGCCUUCUGAAUGGAACCGCCGAGGACAUAUUUGACGUUCAGCCACCUCCAGGGCCUCCGCCAGCGCAGCAAAAGGAGGAGCCAUCAAAGGAUGCUGAAGGGUUCACGAUUCCAGGUGCCAUGAACGAUCCCAUCUCUCGGGCCCAGAGGGAGGCGGCGGCCGAGGAGGGGGAUCACAUGUUUAAGCUUAACAUCCAAAACGAGCCCAUCGCCGAGGAGGACCAGGAUGCGAAGCAAGCAGCCUUGUCCAAUGUAGCCAGUGUUCUGACGACCAUGGGGGCGCCUGCUAGAAAGACGGGUACUGUCCGUGGCAGGAGAGAUGUAAGAAAUACGGUUUACAUGCCAGCCCCAACACACGAAGUACCCGGGAGCGCAUUCCCGCCAUCACCAUCACUACCUCCCACGACGCUGGCAAGGCCCACGCCGCCAUUCUCGACGGAAGGGAGCCAUACCUCUCGUGCUUCCGACACCCAGUCGAUCCGCUCAGGCACCUCGCUUGGCGGCGCAUCAUCCUACAACGGUUUUGCUAGGCUGCGGCACCCGGACAUGCACGGAUCCGAGCAUGCGACCGGCCUGAAUUCGUCAGUGAUUGAAUCGGUGUCUGCCAUUUUUGAAGAGGGCGAGGUCAAGUCUGUCAAGGUGACGGGCGAGAUUGCGUUGUCCUACAACCCUGACCCCGACGCUGCCCAGCCAGACCACGAAACCAUCAAGCUUAACAAGUUCUCGCUGCUCGAAUCCAUCGGUCCUAACCGCACCUUUGUCGGCAACACGAUUUCGCCCGAUGAGUUUACGGUCGAUGUUUCGCACCUCGGCAGCACAACCACCGCCUUCACCUACCGCGUCCACUCCGAUUCGGAUACGGCUUUAGCCAGCCAGUGUCCGAUUGUCAUCCACCCUGUAUGGAAGCCUCAAGGUGACAAGCUUGGUCUGCUGCUGCAAUACCGCCUCAACCCGGCCUCGAACCUGCCCCGUCCAGUAACACUCUCGAACCUCUCCUUUGUAGCAACAUACGAAGGUGCCAAGGCAAGCGGCGUGCAGACCAAGCCCUCGGGCACGCACCUGAAGGACAAGCACCUUGUAUACUGGCGCCUCGGGGACGUCACCCUGACCCAAGACUGGGGCAAGAUCAUCUGCCGGGUGAUUGGAGAACAAAACGCCGAGCCACAACCGGGUCAUGUGGAAGUGAGGUGGGAGUACACAUCUAAUGAAUCGGAAGGGCCAGGAACAGGUAGUGGGAUUUCGGUAGCCAGAUUAGGGGAGAGCAAGGGCAAGGAGAGGGAGCUGGACGAGGAAGACCCGUUUGCUGAUGCGGGGAGCUUGGCGAGUCCGAAGGACACGAGGAGGUGGGUUGACUUGCCAGUGGUGAGGAAGAUGGUGGCGGGGAAGUACAUGAGUCGAAGUGAGUCGAAGUGAGUCGGGUUCAAAAAGAUGUGCUUUGUUCCAACGAUGUGUGGAAUGAAGGAGUUUCAUAAGGAACCUAUUAAGCCAGCAUGGAUGGAUGGAAUGAUGUGGAAGAAGGCAAAGAAAAGCCUUGCUCUCGUUUAUAUAAUUUUCCUAGGGUUUUUUUUUUUUUUUUGUUAACUUUCUUACUUGUAUCACUUGUAACUAUUCUUAUUGUUGGAUUAUUAUCGCUUGUUUUUGAGGCGUGGUUGUGUGAGUGAUGUGGUGAGUAAAGGUGAAAAUGUAUGUAAGUGGUGAGGAAGCUGGGAGGAUGGGGGCAUGAUGUAUACCUGGUAGGCAAGUACACUUUUGAAGAAAUGAACAUAUUUUCUUUUCAACACGAAAGUCUUAGGCAGCUACAUAUCACAAGCC
This is a messenger RNA of Podospora bellae-mahoneyi, 3391 nucleotides long. It is a transcript of the gene SYP1, whose product is annotated as SYP1 family protein. The transcript has 5 exons. The record is from RefSeq and is a predicted model, not a curated record. NCBI's taxonomy places the organism in Eukaryota, Fungi, Ascomycota, Sordariomycetes, Sordariales, Podosporaceae. Bases 368 to 2992 code for a protein of 874 amino acids. Gene Ontology annotation, biological process: septin cytoskeleton organization. Gene Ontology annotation, cellular component: cytoplasm; endocytic vesicle; plasma membrane.